AUGGCUCCAUCUAGUAACCCAGACGCUGUCGCGCUAGAGCAGUCCGUCUACCAUGCCGGAUUGCACUCCACUAAGCCCCCCUUCACCUUUCAACCCUCAGAAUGGGAGCCACAAGCAAAGGCAGUCCUCUCCGCCAACUCGUGGGGCUAUAUCCACGGCAACUGCGGCGCCGGCACUACCUACCGCAAGAACCUUGCCGCCUUCGACCGCUGGUCCAUUGUGCCACGGCGAAUGGUGGCCAGCAGGCUGGACCCAGCCACGGGCGCCGAGGCCUUCGCCGACACCAGCACAACGGUACUGGGCCAUCAGAUUCCAUUCCCCAUAGCCAUCGCGCCAAUCGGCGUGCAGAGGAUCUUCCACCCCGAGGGCGAGGUGGCGGCCGUGCGCGCCAGCGCAGCAGUCGGUGUGCCUUACACGCUCAGCACGGCGUCGAGCACCAGCAUCGAGGACGUCGCGGAAGCGAUGAAUGGCGCGAGCAAAGGAGGGUCAGAGGGACAAGGCCAGGGCCAAGGCCAGAGCAAGACGCCACGGUGGUACCAGCUAUACUGGCCGUCGCGCGAGCACGAUGACAUCACCGUCUCGCUGCUAUCACGUGCCAAGAAGGCCGGGUACACGGCACUCUUCGUCACGCUUGAUACGUACGUACUGGGCUGGCGGCCGAGCGACAUGGACAACGGUUACAACCCAUUUAUUCACCCGGACCGCAUCGGUGUCGAAAUUGGCCUGACCGACCCAGUAUUCCAGAAGAAAUUCAAGGAAGAGCACGGCUACGACAUCGAGGAGGCCAGGCGGCACGAGAGCGAGUUGACGGGGCACAACCUGGGCGAGGCCGCGCAGGAGUGGGCCAAGAUUGUGUUCCCUGGGCACUCGCACACGUGGGAGGAUGUCGAGUUCCUCAAGAAGCACUGGGACGGGCCGAUCGUGCUCAAGGGAAUCCAGAGCGUGGCCGAUGCGCGGAAGUGUGUCGAGGUCGGCGUACAGGGCAUCGUGGUCAGCAAUCACGGCGGACGGCAGCAGGACGGCGGCGUGAGCAGUUUGGGCAUGUUGCCGCACAUUGUGGAGGCUGUUGGCGACAAGCUUGAUGUCUUCUUUGACAGCGGCAUCCGGUGCGGUGCUGACAUUAUCAAGGCCAUCGCGCUCGGGGCCAAGUGUGUGCUGGUCGGUAGGCCUUAUGCCUAUGGUCUAGCGAUCGGAGGCGAGGAGGGGGUCAGGCAUGUCUUGAGAGCCAUGUGCGGCGAUUUGAUGAUGAACAUGCACCUUGCAGGCUUGACAGGGCUGGAUGAAGUUACGAAGGAUGUCCUUGUGAAGGAAGAUGAGGUCUUCUAA
Diaporthe amygdali is the source of this 1326-nucleotide messenger RNA. Its product is annotated as fmn dependent. Gene Ontology annotation, molecular function: oxidoreductase activity; FMN binding. The transcript has a single exon. Lineage: Eukaryota; Fungi; Ascomycota; Sordariomycetes; Diaporthales; Diaporthaceae. The record is from RefSeq and is a predicted model, not a curated record. Bases 1 to 1326 code for a protein of 441 amino acids.